CCUCUGUGCGCUCUACUGUUUGCAUUGUGUCUGAACUGCCGGUGAGCUUUAAAAAUAUUAUCCCCACCGCGGCAAUGUCGGGCAGGUCGGUCCGAGCGGAGACCCGGAGCAGGGCCAAAGAUGACAUCAAGAGGGUUAUGGCCGCUAUUGAGAAAGUACGAAAAUGGGAGAAGAAAUGGGUGACGGUUGGAGACACGUCCCUUCGCAUCUACAAGUGGGUGCCGGUGACGGAGCCAAAAUCAGACGACAAGAACAAAAAUAAGAAGAAAGGCAAAGAUGAUAAAUACGGCUCAGAGUUGACGACGCCAGAGAACAGCUCCUCUCCAGGGAUGAUGGACAUGCAUGAUGACAACAGCAACCAGAGCUCCAUCGCCGACUCGUCUCCAGUGAAACAGGAGAACAGCUGUAGCACCAGCCCCGCCCCGGAGUCUAACGCCGCAUCUCACCGUGACAACGGCGAGGCCAAGACCGACCAGAGCCCAGACAGCAAGAGAGGGAAGACCGUCGCCUCAUCAGAGACCUCAGAGAGAGCACAAAGUGCCAAGAGAGACAGUCUGUCCUCAGGGGAGAAGGAUUCCUCAGACAGCAAAGCCACUCAGGAUCUACAGGAGGAGUCCCCGCCCAGCAAGAAAAGCAAACUGGAGUCCUCAUCUCAGGACUUUGAGGAGAGCUAAAUGUUUUGGGCUGAGUCUUUCUCUCCUCCAUCUUCCUGUCUCCCUCCCUCUGUACCUCCUCCCAUUAACUCUAGAUGAUUUAGGGCUAAUGGACACACCGGCUCUCUACUUAUAGAUAUAUUUCUUUUUUUUUGUUUGUUUUCCUUCUCUCCAAAACCGAAGGGAGAACGGACGUCUCCCUUUCCUGGUCGCCACUUUUACCCAAACACUCCUCCUGCCACCGAGGGAGAAUGGAUAUUACCUCUGUUCACUGGUCCCCUCCGUGCUUCCUUCCAGUCCUCCGCAUUGUUUCUGUUUGCCAAGCGAAGCGCCAAACCCAAGCUUCGAUCCCGUUUGGGACCAGACGGGGGAAGGGGGCGGCGCCGGCAGCUCAGCUCAGCCCACAACACGAACCCCAACCUGCUUCUGUGACUAGAAGAGUUGCGAGAAUAGAACGAGGCCGAUCGCAGACGCUGCUCUGAGAUCUUUUAUUUCACUGCGAACGGUUUAGCUCAGGGGGCUAACCUGAUCUCAGAUCAGUGGCUGUGGGGGGGAGGGCACGUCUCUUUAAUCCUCCCGAUUCGCCGCCUCCUCUUAGACUAAUGUUCUCUUUUGUUUAGGAAAUGUUUAAUUAUUAUUAUUUUUUAGCUUUUUUCUCCCUCAGGAGGGUCAAUGCACUGUUAUGGUUAUGUCACAAUCGAUCACAGAUAGAUUUGCUGCUGUAGUGGAAGUCUUUUAUCUCUAUCCAUGAAAAAGUUCUCCAUGUUUCUGUUUCCUAAAGUGAAUUAGCUGGCGGUUUGUAGAGUGAGAAGGCGACGGUACACGCUGAGAUCAGCUGGGAGAAGGAACGAGUGUGUCCUGGAGGUGUGUGCCUUGAGUUGUUACGACUUCCACAAGUUUUAGUUCAAGCAGGUUUGGACUUCAGUUUUGGUGCCAUGUUCUGUUUUUUUUGCCUUAUAACUGUCACUAAUUAGUUUUUUUUUUCAAAUUAUUUAUAUUUACCUCCACCUUAUUAGGAUGUUUGUUUUUUUUUGUUUUUUUUAAGGAAAUAUUUGGGAGAUAUUAGCUUCCUUGUUGCGAGUCAAAUAUUAAUGUGAUAGAGAGCGACACUGUGGAGGUUUUUAUAACACAAUACAUGCAUAAACAGGCAGUUUUACCUGUUAGAUUAAUUUGGGGGAUUCAGGAUUAAUGCAAAGUAGCAGCAAGGAAGCGCCUGACUCUUAUAAACACAUUAAGAUUAGAUUGAACACUACCCACAAGUUGAUCAUGUUCUUUCUUUGAAGCUCCUGCAAACUCUUCAGGAUCUUAUCACUGUUUUUACUUCUUUUUUUCCUUCCCACGUUACGACCACUCGCCUUUAAUCACCUUCUAUCUCUGCGUCACUACUUCUCUAUGACCCACUUAUGCUGGUGUCACUCGCCACUUAAAGAACUUAAAGAUAAAAUGUAAGGGUCGAGUUUUUUUUUUCCGCUCUAAUCCUCCUUCAAGGUGCUGUCUGUGGGCUGAAUCCAUACUCGCGUGGCAUCGCUCCUGACUGUGUGCUGAUCAGUGCAGUUUACUUGAACUUUAAAGUACGGAUUCAGACCUACGACCUCUCAUUUAAAAAAAAAAAAAACCUCACUCAUGUUAGAUUUACUUUCUUUAAUCACUCCUGGAUGAAUUGAGAUCAACUGAAUCGCUGAGAACCAGGACAGCGCGGGGCUACGCAUCACAACCCAGAAUCAGAUUUCAGCCAAUCAGCAUUCACACGGAUGGAGAGGAAAGAAUGAGAGCGUCGUCUGUUCAGAGGGUGGAUUAGCAUAUACCUCAUUCCCAGUCCAGCAGAGCUGGAACUUAAAAUGCUAUUGUAUUGACAUCGACAGUUAGAAACAGCAUUAUUUACGCUCGGUUUGUUUGUAGAAAAAAAAA
Cyprinodon variegatus (sheepshead minnow) is the source of this 2561-nucleotide messenger RNA. It is a transcript of the gene bcl7a, whose product is annotated as B-cell CLL/lymphoma 7A. The coding region runs from base 75 to 674 and encodes 199 amino acids. The record is from RefSeq and is a predicted model, not a curated record. Lineage: Eukaryota; Metazoa; Chordata; Actinopteri; Cyprinodontiformes; Cyprinodontidae. The transcript has 6 exons.